Messenger RNA from Ictalurus punctatus (channel catfish), 2687 nucleotides. RefSeq names its product osteomodulin (gene omd). The transcript has 3 exons. NCBI's taxonomy places the organism in Eukaryota, Metazoa, Chordata, Actinopteri, Siluriformes, Ictaluridae. The record is from RefSeq and is a predicted model, not a curated record. Gene Ontology annotation, molecular function: protein binding. The coding region runs from base 344 to 1435 and encodes 363 amino acids.
CACUUGCUGUGUUUAUGCUGGAAACUGGCCUCACCUCAACUCAAGAAAUGACAAAAAAGCAGAAAAGACUUGACUGAGGUCACUCAACAGAUGGAACCCAAAGCUUCCAGAAUAAUUUCCACAGCGAAGAGGCAGAGCUUAAUAUCUUCAUACGGCAUAAAGGACUGCUGGGAAGUGAAAAACAGUGAGGCCUGCUUUCAAGAAAAAUCUCAGAGAAAUUUCCCAUUUUCCUUAAGUAACAUAGUUCAAGCUGAGAGGACUCUUUACUUCAUCUCUGUCAAGCUUUCAUCUUCAGCACGACACCUCCCAGGAAAAACUCAGAUAAAGAAAAACAAAUCCAAUAAUGCGUAUUCCAAGUACAUGGUCAGUAUUUUCACUGAUUUUGCUCAGAGCAUUGUGUCAAGAUUAUGAAACCAGUUAUGCAGACUAUGAGACAGAAGAAGAAUCACUGCCAGAGAUUCCUCCAUUUGUUGAGCCUCAAGAAACAGACCCUUUCAUAUUUCUCUCAAAUGGAUGUGCCAAGGAAUGUUACUGUCCCCACUCUUAUCCCUUUGCAAUGUACUGUGACCAUCGUAAACUUAAAGUAAUCCCUGAUGUCCCAAGCCACAUCCACCACUUAUACCUUCAGUUCAACAACAUUGAAGCCAUUACAGCAGAACCUUUCACCAAUGCUACAUCUUUGAGGGAAAUCAACCUUAGCCACAAUAACCUGAGAAAAGUAGGGAAAGAGGCCUUCAAUAAACUUCAACAUCUCACAAGGCUUCACCUAGAGCACAACAAUCUAGAGGAAGUUCCACCUUCUUUACCUAAAACUCUUCAGAUACUCCACCUGGGCUUCAACAAAAUCUCAAAGAUACCAUCAAACACUAUACGAGACCUAAUAAAUAUUACAAUGCUCGACCUGUGUAGCAACAGACUUACAGAUGAAGGCAUUAAAGGAAAGGUACUGUCUGGCUUUAAGAGCCUCAUACAAGUCAACAUGUGCAACAACAAACUCAAGACUAUGCCCCCUGAUCUACCAGCAUCACUGCUGCAGCUAUCACUGGAGAACAAUUCCAUCACAUCUAUACCUGAGGGAUACUUUAGGAAGACCCCAAAUAUCAUAUCUCUUCGGGUUUCCCAUAACAAAAUAAAAACAAUUCCUUACAAAACCUUUAACCUGACACAACUCAUGGAACUCAACCUGGGUUAUAACCAACUCUCCCAAACCUUUUUUGUUCCCAAGAAUCUGGAGCAUCUGUAUCUCAACCACAAUGACUACAGAGAGCUUAACAUCACUCUAAUGUGCCCACUGCUGGAUCCUGACAGUCCCAAUAUGCUAACCUACAUUCGCCUUGAUCACAAUAAGCUGAAAGGCCCCAUGGACUACCACACCUACACUUGUUUCCCAAGGAUGAGGAUGAUUUAUUACGGUGAACAACAGACAGCUGUCUAGUAUGAUCCACUAAAAAAACAUGAAAACCAUUGAAAUAAAUUUCACCCACCAAAUAAUUUUGCCUAAAAAUAGCCAAGACUCUUGGUUUUCUGUUAAAAGAGUAAAAAUGGCAAAGGUAUUUUAGACGAAACACUGUGAAAAUCAUAAUUAAAUCAGAAAGAAGUGGGUGGGGAAACAGAUGCUGAUUAACCAGCGAAGAAUAAUCACUCAAGAGCAUUAGUUAAUCACUUGCUUGAACACACCUGAAGGGUUUUCUUCAUUUGUACUAUUUUCUAACAACAACAACGAAGACAUUAACACUAUUAACAAUAACACAUUGCAGUUAUGAAUUAUGCAGUGAAACAAGCAUAGUGUUUAUCUUCUCAACCAGCUUCAUGAGGAGAUUCCCCCUUUUCUUAAAGUUCUCAAACACUCUGAGCUCCUCAUUGCUUCUUCCAAGUUGUCAAUGAAAACUACUUGUUUGACAUACGUUUUCAUUAAUAAAUGUUUACACACGCAUUAACUUUACUAUUGAUAUUUGUCACAGAAACAAAUUUCAACCAUAAGCCUUUAUCCAGUCCCCUCUGGGCCAAGACGGGCCAUGCGCAAAACAAUUUUGUGCAAUUGUGAUUUCGCCAAUUCAAGUAGUAUUUUGAAGGGGAAAAAAAAUGCAUUACAAUUUUUUUUUUUAAAAAGCAGCAACAAAAUCAAGCAUUUUUGGCCACAAAAAUCGCAACAGCAACAAAUAAAAGCCCUCAGCUGAAUCCUGUAUGGACUCGUUAUCUAUAUGUCUUAAGGAUAUUUAGCAUUAGGACAUAUGCCAACCAAAAUGGUGGACGUAUUAAAGCUUGUCCUGUAUGCAAACAUACAGUUCAUCUACAGAUUGUAAAGGAUAUAAUUGCCAGGUGGGUGGGAGGUAUAGGGGGUCACUCACUAACAUUUCAGGACACAAAUUCUUCUCUGGAUGAUUCUUUGACAAAAGGCUUGAUAAGUCAUAAGCUAAGACUCAAGCAUGCAUUAACUACUAACGCUAGCUAUCUUUUAUAUCCUUACAAAUUGGCUUCUUCGCAUUUGCAUAAAUGUGGUUAAGUUAGCAUUUAGCAUAAACAUACUGUAAACAGAGCUUUUGGAAUUUGCAGUUAAUUCAUAUUUGUGAAAAUCUUCGCAUGUAAACAAAGUCGGUGUAUAAUAAUGUAAUUCCUCUAUUCUGGCUGCAUUAUUUUGAUGGAAAAUGUGAACCAAUAAAUAUGAAUUAUGAAUAUUCCAUAAAAAA